Molecule: messenger RNA, 1970 nt
Organism: Durio zibethinus
Lineage: Eukaryota; Viridiplantae; Streptophyta; Magnoliopsida; Malvales; Malvaceae
Product: inositol diphosphatase DSP4-like
Biological process (GO): protein dephosphorylation
Cellular component (GO): cytoplasm
Molecular function (GO): phosphatase activity
Source: RefSeq, a predicted model, not a curated record
AUGGAUUGCAGGAGGUGAAAGGACCCGGGGGCACGUUGUUGCAGGAAUUUCUUCCAUUUUCCAAACUCUUUUCUUCUGUAUUCUCUCACUUGAUUAGUCAAACUUGCCAGCAAUAACCAGGAGGAUAGAAAGCUUAUGAUCUACUUUUUCCCGUAAAAGAGGGGUGCACCGAAAUCAGACAUGACGUCUAUCCUCUACCUUAUCACUUGAGAUGGCCCAGCGAGAUGGAAAAAGAAAUUGAAGUCAAGCAUAUUCGUCUCUAUGAUAAGCAUGCCCAAAGUUUCUUUGGUGCCCUUUACUAGCAAUUAAUUAUCAAGGGACUGCUCUGAAAAGUCCCCAGAUGAAGCAAAGUUAAUAACGAGAAACAAGUAAUUUUCCAAUAAACCUUCACAUGUCGUGCAUCUUUUGGCUUUGUUUUGAAACUUAAUCACCCAUUGUUUGAGACAAUCGUCUUCUUCCAGUUUUAAGCAAGUGGAUGCAAUACCAUUGUUUCAGAUGCCAUUCUGGAGCUGAAAACAGGGGCAAUUCGGCUGAAAGUGACCUACCACCAGCACCGCUACCACAAGUAGUGAAACUUUUUAACAAAUUUCCACAUCAAUUUUGGUUUUGAAUUAAAAAAAAAAAUUGUCAAAACUGAAGCCUCUGCCUUCGCACUACAAACCAAUCCCCAACCAGCCACACUCUUUUCUCUUUCUCCAAAUAAGAACUCCUCACGGCUCACCCCAACCCACCAGGCCACUAGUAGUUUUUAAUUACCUUACAUACUAUUCUUUGUCUCCACGUCAAUUGAUUCUGUCUGUCAUCCAAAAUCUAAAUUUAUUUAUUUAUACUAAAAAAACGUAAACAAAGAAAAUGCCUCGAGAGUCCAGAAUUAGGAUCCCACUCAUCUAGCACUCAUCAGCACUUUCCUUCGAUCCCAAUCCGUUUGGGUCCUCUCUUUUCUUUAUUUAGUUAUUGUUUUUAUACUGCAUUGAAGGGUCAGAACCAAAUAUUCAUGAAUUAGUAGAAGAUAAGAUCCUUGGCAGAUUCUUUCUUUAUAUUCCCCUUCUCCCCCCCACCCAAAGAUCCCUCAUCUUGUCAUUCUUUUUUCUUUUCUGUCGUUCAAAAUUUUGGCGCCAAAAAGACAUGAGAGUCGAAGGAUUUGAGGGAGAGGUCUUCCAGGCGAUCGAGGUCUCACCGCCGUCGGAUAAUUCUCCGGUUAUAGGAGAUGAUAGCCAGAGUGUCGGAGAGGAGUUGUUCGUCCCUCCUUUGAAUUUUGCUAUGGUCGAUAAUGGAGUUUUCAGGUCUGGUUUCCCUGAUUCCGCCAAUUUUAGUUUCUUGCAAUCGAUAGGGCUCCGCUCAAUUAUAUAUCUCUGCCCCGAGCCUUAUCCAGAGACCAAUAAUGAGUUUUUGAAGGCUAAUGGAAUCCGGCUUUUCCAAUUCGGUAUCGAUGGAUGCAAGGAACCUUUUGUAAACAUUCCAGAGGAAACAAUCCGGGAAGCAUUGAAAGUAGUCCUUGAUGUAAAGAACCAUCCACUACUAAUCCAUUGCAAGCGAGGAAAGCACCGUACAGGCUGCCUUGUGGGAUGCUUAAGAAAAUUGCAGAGAUGGUGCCUAUCUUCCAUUUUUGAUGAGUACCAGCGGUUUGCUGCUGCCAAAGCAAGGGUGUCCGACCAGAGGUUCAUGGAGAGGUUUGACGUUUCCAGCUUGAAGCACUUGCCAAUAACGUUUUCAUGUUCAAAGAGAUAGCUUAACUUCAACCAUAGCUUGAAGUUUACUGCCAUAAAAUUAACAAAGCCAACCAACUGGCCAAGAGUUAGUUGAUCUGUUUUCUUUUCCUUUUUUUUUUUUUUUUGGAUACUUUUGAAGCAUGUCAUGGAUGGUGAACAUACUGCUAUUGCGUAUUUUCCUCAUUUUAAUGGAAAAUCAUAUAUAAAUUUUUCUGGCUAUAUACGAAGUUUCUUGUUCUUCCGUUUAGUAACAUUAUGUUC